Messenger RNA from Phlebotomus argentipes, 7462 nucleotides. RefSeq lists its product as uncharacterized. The transcript is spliced from 24 exons. The record is from RefSeq and is a predicted model, not a curated record. Gene Ontology annotation, cellular component: cytoplasm. Gene Ontology annotation, biological process: G protein-coupled receptor signaling pathway. The coding region runs from base 673 to 6531 and encodes 1952 amino acids. NCBI's taxonomy places the organism in Eukaryota, Metazoa, Arthropoda, Insecta, Diptera, Psychodidae. Gene Ontology annotation, molecular function: G protein-coupled receptor binding; guanyl-nucleotide exchange factor activity.
GCGUAGCUGCGCCACGAUCAACGAGAAGGUAACUGGAUGUUUUCACCACCCACGACCAAAUUCACCACUCCACUUCACUGUCAUUGCGAUGGAAGGUGGAGUGUUUUUGUGAGGACUUUUUCCUGCUUGAAAAUAAUGCAAAAAGUGCUCUUAUUUACCCAAAUCACCCACAAUUGGUGUCCAAAUGUGUUUAAUUGUGCAUCUGGUGGAAUAAGUAGACUGACUAGCGAGCAUUUGUCGCGAAAUCUGUGAAGACUUUUUUCUUCUUUGCUGUGCUGCCUUCCAUUUCUCACACCAGUUUUCUCUCCGUCUCGCGUUGAGUGUGUGUAUGCUUUUUGUCGCAGUGGCUCCAGUCUUCUGGGCUGCUGCUGCUAAUUCCACAUCUUGUGUGCUAUCAAUUAGCCAGGCACUUUUCGUGCAUUGUGCGCUGUGGGGCGAGGAGAGAGUGCAUCUCACUUGUGUCCUCGCAGCCACCAUUUGCCCCGCGCCGGAAGGGCGCGCUCGCGGAGGCCGACUCUCCGCCGACCGCUCCGACGACGCGUCCGUGGGAGUGCCCCAGAGUGGUCCUUGCGUGAAACCCAGUGACUUGUGAUCCUCCCCGGAUGGGGAGCAGAGUGCCAGACAAAUGGUGUGAGUGAGAAGCCAAUCAGGAUUACACAAGCAAUAAAGCCCAUGGAUAACUUAUCGACGCCGCCACACGAGAGCAAACCACCGCCGCCGCCAGCCGCGCAUCGUGUCCAAGCGGGAAACGGCUCAGCGGCCGCAGGCCAGAUGAAUGGCGCCGGACCAAGACGACCGCAGACACUCGUGUCGCCGCUGGAGCAGCAGAAGUUCAUCGUGCCCGCACAGUCGCUCACGCUGGUGAUACACAAGGACUCCAAUGGCUAUGGCAUGAAGGUAUCUGGAGAUAAUCCUGUGUUUGUGGAGAGCGUAAAACCAAAUGGAGCUGCUCAGAAGGCGGGACUCAUAGCGUCGGAUAUGAUAUUGAAGGUCAAUGGAACACCGGUUCGAUAUUCAACUCACACGGAUGUCGUUAAGUUAAUUAAAUCAUCUGCCACUGUUGAGUUAACUAUUCAGAGAGGAAACAAAAUGCAGCGCCCGUCGAGUAUAUCCGUAGGACCAUCGACGCCUCUGGCCCAGCGUGGCGGCAUCACAGCCCCAAUUCCCGUGGACCAACACAAGAUGCGCGAAAUGGAGUUCUCGAAAAUGCAAACGCUGCGUCUCAUGCUAGAACAGGAGAAGAAGACCUACGACUCACUGGUGGCGGCCAGCAAUAGUGGCGGAAGCAAUAGGCAAGAGAUGGCGCGUUCUGAGGCGAACAUUCGCAAGCUGCAAGAGCAAUUGCGCCAAGUGUGUGGAGAGGAUAUGAACUUGCUGCUCUCACAUCCUGUCCCAGUCACUUUUCCAGCAGCAAUAGUGUCGCCGCCACAGCAGCAGCAGCCAUCUACGCCGGCAUUCCUGUCGCUCUUCCCGCGCUCGCUCUCAUCUCUGAGCCUGGGCACGUGGAAGAAGCCCAUGGAUCGGGUGAAUCCUGGGCUGGCGCCAAAUAUUCUCAUGAGCAUCAAUUCGGAGUUCACGCCGCAUCACACGCCGCUAUUGUCGCGCCAGAACACAUCCGCGGCGGCGACGGCGAAGAAGUUGAAUGUGGAGGUGAAGAGUCCACAGAAGGGUGACAUUCCGCCGCCGCUGCCGCAGAGGAAUGCGCCGCGACGCAUGGCGGACGCCAAUGGGGCGUCCGCCGGCAGUCCGCUGCAGGUGUCGGAUUUGGAUCAUUCCUCUAGUGGCGGCGGCUCGACGCCCACGCACAGUGCCGCGCCGUCAGGAAAGAGCAAGAAGCGCACAAAGGCGAAGAUAAAGGCACUGUCGGAUCCGAAGAUGAGUUCGCAGAUGCUGCUCGAGGCGGAGAGGGUGACGUGCAGUCCGCCGCCGUUGCCGCCGCGUCAGGGUGUGGAUGAGCAGCAAUUGAAUAAGUUGAACAACAAUAGGCCGCUGCCGAAUAGCAUUGAGACAGUGCUGAAUUAUCCCUUAAUAGCGACAUGUACACCAGUUAGGGACAAUCUGUCCGCUUUUCCACUCUCACACCGACCAAAUAUUGUACAGCAACUGCAGCAGCAACAUCAGCUGACUAGCAAUUUCCAGCACCAUCAUCACCAUCACCAAAAUCUACUAUCUUCUGCUAAUAAACCUACUGCUCUCGGUUUGACUCCACAGCAGUUGAACCAGUUGAGUGGGAAGCAUAGACGUGUGAUCUCAUCUCCUGAGCAUGUUCAUCCCAGGGAUUCCGAGCACAGUGAUCAGCGCAUGAACAAGUCUGCGACGGGAUCGUGGGAUUUGAUGGAGAAGGACAACGAGAGAACACCACCGGGAACCCCUCCGCCGCCGUACUUAUCGCCUGGCAAUCAGGCCAGUGGCCAGAGUCAGCGCGAGGAGGCGGAUGCCACGGAUGCCCAGCGCCGUGGCAGUCCAGUGACAUCGCCGACAUUCCAUCAGAAGACGCCAAUUUCUGCCGCCCAGGCGAAUGUCCUGCAGAAGCCCAUCAUUUCGAUGGAGGACGACGAGAUUUCCGAUCAGGAGGGCUUCAUUGAGGAGCACGGACCGUUCAGGUCGCUGUCGCAGCUGCUGGAGCAGGAGAAUUCAUCCUAUUUAGCGGUAUUUCUCAACUUUGUCAUGUCCAAUUCCAAUCCGGCGCCGCUGCUCUUCUACCUCAUCACGGGACUGUAUAAGGAGGGCAAUGUGAAGGAUAUGCGCAAGUGGGCGUACGAAAUACACUCCACCUUCCUCGUGCCGCAAGCACCACUUUUGUGGGCCACGGUGGAUGAAUCGCUGGCGCGCGAGGUGGACGAUGUGCUGCAGAAGGAGUACGACAAGGGGGAGAUUCUGCGGAAGAUCUUCUGGAAGAGUCGCAUCAAGGCGAAGGACUUCAUCAACACACAACUGCAGGAGUUCCAAGUGAAGCGUACCGCCGGCUUGGGCACAAUUUAUGGGCCCAGUGAUCAGCAGCUGCAAGAGGCCAAGGGUGACAAGACCAAAGAGCAACGCAUUGUCGAGGAGACACUCAUUCCAAAAUUGCAGCAACUCGUUGAUGAAUUGGAUCGUGAGGCGCCGAAUGAAUGCCCCAAGAAGUCAGCCCUGUGUUCAGCUUUGUCGACAGUUCUGCAUCGGAUCUUCGUGACACGCUCCAAUCCAAAUAGUCCCAUUGACAAGGUUCAUCAUUUUGUCAGUCGCGAGAAGAGUUUCAAAUCGCGAUUGAUGGGCAAAAAUAGGAAGGCCCUUGUUCUUGGACACCUUCUAGUAUUACGUCAGUAUUAUGAGGUGACGCACUGCAAUCACUGUCAGAACAUCAUCUGGGGCGUGAGUCCGCAAGGCUAUCAUUGCACGCACUGCGAGCUGAACAUCCAUCGUGCGUGCUCGCGCAUCCUCGAGGAGCACUGUCCCGGACCGGCGCCGCAGAAGCGCAAGGAAGCGCACAAUGACAACAAGAUAAGCAAACUCAUGGGAAAGAUCCGUCCUGCGCAUCACUUUAUACCGAGUGAUCGAUCGCGUCGUCAGGACGAUGAGAGUGGCGCUGAAGACACCUUCUGUAUGGAUCGCCCAUUGACCACAUCAGUGACUCGUCAGCCAUCUGACAGACGUCCGGACAGCAGUGGCAGUUCGCAUUAUCACCAUGGAAGUGCUGGCAGUGCCUCUGGCGGAGCUUCAGUGGAUUUCCAGUCGACCUCUGUCGCGGAAGCCGGUGAAUCUGGCGCGCCUGUUGCCGAUCGACCCAGUCAUGAAAGUUCCAAGUCCAAAUCGGCUCCAGUGUCGGUGAAUCGAUCGGAAUCCUACAAAGAGAGAUUAUCACACAAGCGGAAUCGAACAAAUCGGAGGAAGACGUCUGAUCCAAGCUUAACAAAAACCAACAAUGAUCAACAAGUGGAAUUGGGACUUACAAACACCGAAUAUCCAGCCAGUUCGAGCUCUAGUCUGUCUUCCAAUAGUUUAGAUAGUCCUAGUAUAUCGUUUGAGGCGGUUGGAGCUUCGACUGCUGGUGCUGCGUCGCAUCAUGCCGUCUCGGCGCGGCAAUGGGUGGAGAGUGACGAUGAGGCUGCAGGAGAUUUGGAGACUGAUUGGAGCUCGAAUGUCGCGGCCGACAUUCUUCAGAAUCUAUCGGAUGCUGAGAAGAAACGCCAGGAGAUUAUAAAUGAAAUUUACCAGACAGAGAAGAAUCAUGUGAGGACGCUGAGGCUGCUGGAGGGCAUCUUUAUGCAACCGCUGCAGGAAUCGGGCGUGCUGAAUGCUGAACAUCUGAAUCUGCUGUUCCCUCCGGCUUUGCUGACACUCAAGGAUCUUCAUAGUUCUUUUGAGAUGCAACUGAAGCAGCGUCGAAUCGAUUCUGUGUCACUGGUUGGUGAUAUUGGUGAUUUGCUGUUGGCCAUGUUUGACGGUAAAUCCGGGGAGGAUCUCAAGGAUAAUGCGGCACAGUUCUGUGCCAGGCAGCAGAUUGCACUGGAGGCGCUGAAGGAGAAGCGUCGCAAGGAUGAAAAUCUCCAAAGAUUACUCACCAAAGCGGAGGCACAUAAAGCGUGUCGACGUCUUCAGUUGAAGGAUCUCCUGCCGACGGCUCUGCAGCGUCUCACCAAGUAUCCACUGUUGUUUGAGAGCCUCUUCAAGAUCACAGUGCGCGUGACACCGGACAACAUCGCCGAGGCGGAGGCAAUCCAGAAGGCUCUAGACAAUUCCCGUGACAUUCUCAAUCAUGUCAAUCAGGCUGUGCGGGUGGCAGAAGAUGCCCACAAAUUGCAAACCAUCCAGAAGAAAUUGGACAAAGCAACCGUCGAUAAGGAUAUUGGAAGUGAGAUUAAGUAUUUGAUGCAAAAUCUCGACUUGACUCAUCACAAGUUAGUUCACGAUGGACUGUUGAUCAUGAAGAAGAGUCCAACAACGCAACUGCAUGGUUUGCUGUUCGAAGACAUAAUGGUGUUGCUGCAGAAGCAAGAUGAUCGCUAUGUGCUGAAGGUGUUGCCAAAUCCAGGAGCGGGAAGUUCUGAGAACAAGAGCAAGGAAUCUGUCUUCUAUCCCAUCAUCAAGGUGAAUUUGAUGCUGGUGCGUCAGUCGGCUGUGGACAAGACCACCUUCUUCCUCAUCAACACGAGCCUCUCGCAAAUGUUGGAAUUGACAACGCCCAGCAGCUCAGAGUGCAAAGGGUGGUUCAAACACAUCUCCGAUGCCGCUGAGGCGUACAAGGCGAGAACACGCGGCAGUCAUGACAUAAAUCCAGACUCGGCGGGCGGAGGAUCGAAGGAGAAGGACUCCUUCGAGAUGACGCCGGAGCGCACAGAUUUGCCCGCUUUGAGUGAUGACAGGCGCAAGUCGCAGAAGCACCAGCAGAAGCUGGAGGAAGAUGGACGGCGGGAGAAGCUUAAGAAAGACAGCGAGGAGAGUCGAGAGUCGGCGAAUGAUGAGGAUGAAGGCGUCGAUGAGGAGGAGGAUGAGGAGCGGGAUGAAGAGGAGAACAAGAGAGCUGAGGAAGAGGAUGUGACGAAGCAGAAGUUCAACGGUUUGUCCAACUCUUGCAACACACGCACGCUCACGCAGCAGUGCUCACUGGUGGCGCCCAGCGAAGUGCAGGUCACCGUCAGUCCCUUCCUCACAGCCGAGCCCGUUCUCACGCCAUCCGAACGCCUGCGACGAUUGGAUGAAUCCAUCAAGAGCAUGCUGGCGGAGAAGCAACAGAUUGUUUGCGACAUGUUCCGAAUGCCAGUGGAGCACUUCUCGGCAAUUGCUGACAUCGCUGGCCAACCGGAGGCGCCAAAGGCUGUCUCAUUUCAGGAUCCCAGUGAUUUGGUGUUGGCGGCAUUUGCACAGGUGCAGUCACUCACGGAGGCUCUCAAUGACUACACGCGCGUGAGUCAGAUACAAGAGAUCAGCGCCGUGUCUAUGUCACUCUGUGAUGACUGCCACAGGAAGUCCGAGCGCCGGGCGCAUCCUGUGCUGCAGCGCGAGGACUCUGUGCACGAGGAUGAGGAUGGCUAUUGUGAGAUUGUCGAGCUGCGCUCUGUGGCGCCGCCAGUGCGUGCCGCCGUGGAUCAGCUGAAGAGGCGCAGCACGAAUUCCAUUCCCGAGGAGACAGAAUCUGAGAUGCAGUCGGAGGCGCAGCAGAGUCGCAUUGAGGUGAAUGAGGCGUACGUGGGCGCCGGCGAGGAUUCCAGGAAGUCCGCUGAGCGGGAGAAGGCCGAAGAGGCGCCGGUGGCGGCAACUGACUUCUGUGGCCAGAGCAGGCUUCUGCACACCAACUCUCUGGCGCCGGCCGUUCCCUGUCACCUCAUUUCCAGCCACACAACUUCCCUCAAUGCUCUCGUCUCCCAACUUUUGCCAAAACUGAAUGAGCGCGACGUGGAAAGAGAGAUGCUGCGUCGGGAGAAUCAACACUUGCGUGAACUCAUCAAUUCGAUGCACGAGCGAGAGCGUGUUUUAGUUACAGAGGAAACACCGCCGAAGGACGUUGAUGACGCUAAGAGGUCUCAUGCUGACGGUCCACGUGGAGGAUGUUAAGCAGCAAAUACUGCACAGAAUUGCCCGCAAUGUUUGAUGUGAAUAUGUUUAGUUUUUUUUGAUUUCCCUUUCGGAAGCACACUUUGCCAACUGCAUUUUGGGAGGGAAAAUUGCUGGUUGAAAAAAACAAAUUUGAGUUUGCAAUAGCAUUAAAAAAAAAUAGAGCAAAAUAGAAGAAUAAAUAUUGAUAGAAUUAAUAGUUAAAUGUUUUAUGGAGAAUUUGACGUGUCACCGUAAAGUGUUGUAAUUGCAAUAGAUAAAAAGAGAAGAGAAGAAAAUAUGAGAAGGAAAAGAAGCAGUUUAUUCCGAAAGAAAUAUCAAUUGAUGUUGAAUAUCUGUUGUAUUGUAUGCAUAAAAGAGAGUCAAAAAGAUUUAAGAAUUACCGAGAGGGAGAAAAUAGUUGAAGAAAUAGUUGCUGAACACAAAAUCAUCAAACGUCUCCCAUUUAUUCACACCAUUCAUUCAAGUCUGUAAUCGUUAUAAUGGUGAAAAGUCACAAUUGUCGUGCAUUUUUAAGACAAGCGAAAUUAAUGCAAUUCUCAUGAAACAUUGCGCAUAAUUGGCAAUUUCUUGCAGAUACGAAGGAGAGCAGUAAAAUCUUAAAUAUAUAACAACCAUAAUAAUAUUAAAAUAACGUAAUGUUUGGAAGAGAAAAUCAUAAUUUUUUUUUUAAUAAACUAAGAACAGUGAAGAUAAUUUUUUGACAAAUGUAUUUCAAUUGAUGCCUUAUUUAUUUGCAUGUUUAGAAAUUUUUACACGAGAAAAAAAAUGAAUUGGCAUUAAAGAAUAAGUCGAAGUAAAAUUGAUGAAUGAACUAAUUUUUAAUCAUUGCAUAAAUUUUUUCUAUAUAUUGGAUGACAUGAAAAGGCCUAAAAAAAAGAGCACCCAUUUUUGGGAACAGCUAAUAAAAGAAUUGGAGAAAGAAAAAAAA